AUGACUAUAAGCCUGACUGCCAUCGUUGUUGAGAUCACUGGAGAUCUGCAACAGCUCCCCUAUAUUAUGAUCACUGUCAUUGUGGCGAAGCAAGUAGCUGAUCUGUUCCUUAAAGGUGCUUAUGAUCUUGUACUGGAAGUUCGACAGGUUCCUUACUUAGAGGAGCUCGAUUCUUACCAUGAGUACGCAAUGAGGGAUGAAAGCGGAGGAAUGAUCGAGUGUAGAAGUGAGUCGGCCGUGGGCUUAGUUGAAAUGUCCAGCGAUCUGCAGCGAGUGAAACUGUGUUUAAGUCUAGUGUGUGGCGCUCUGAGGCGAACAGCGCUGGCAGUUGAUGUUGCUGAUAAACUCGGUAAGUACUUGAACCAGAUCGAUACUCAGACUCAUCAUAUCAACGGAGACUUCCUUAAUACACUUUCGAGUCGAAUCGAUGCAAUGGAAGCUCUGUUCGAUGGUGGUGCUCUUGAGGAGUUCGCCGUAGAGAGUCGGCAAUGUGUGGAGCACGAAGAGAUGCAAAAAGUGAAACUGUCACUAGGUCUGAUAUGUGGAACACUCAGACGCUUGGCCUCAGCUCAAGGGGUUCUAGGGAAAGUAGAAAAGUAUAUCGCACAAAUUGAUAAACAUACCAGUAGCAUACACGGUGAUGUACUCACGGUGCUUCAUCACCGAGUAUUGGCUCAAGAAGGGAGAAUCAUUCACAAGCUGAAAAAGGACCAAGGCGAGGUGGUGACUGAAAGCGGGCUAACAUCUUCCCGCAGGGACGAUCUAGAGGACCUCCAGAAAGCGAAGCUGUGCCUUGGUCUCGUCUGCGCUACUCUGAGGAGAGUCGCAAGCUCAUCAGAGGUGCUCCCGAAAGUCGAGAAAUUUAUAAAAGAAAUCGACUCGCAGACCAGUGGCAUCAAUGGUGAUUAUCUUAACACCUUGUGGGCUCGGCUUGAUCGUAUUGAUGAACACAUUCAAGUCAUGGAUGCUCCAGAGAGAGAGCGGAGCCGUCAAGCCGUCUUGAAGGCUAGAAAAGCACCCAUUCCCAAAACAGGUGGAAGUGCAGACGACCUCCAGAAAGUGAAGCUUUGCCUUGGCCUCCUCUGCGCGGUGAAUCGUAAGACCUCUCUGGCGGCAGGAAUCGGCGAGAAUUUGAAAAAACACUUAAUACAGAUCGAUCAACAGACCAGCGGCAUAAACGGAGACGUCUUGAAUGCAUUACUUGGACGAAUACAGGCAUUAGAGCAUAGGAUGGAUGUUCGAGAUGAGGAACUCGGGACCAGAGACGAGUCCGGCUCUGCCUCUCCGGAACAUGAUGUCAUUUCCCGGAUGGAGCAAAUCGAGGAUGCUGUGGCUGGUCUAGAGAAUAGACUCAACGCUAUCGGCUCGUCAAUGAGAGGGUUCCACCGUAAAUGGUCCUCUGCACAGCUUGGCGGGCAGGGCCCGGAGGAACUGGUCGAUCAGAAGACUCUGCAACGGCGUCUCAUCAUCGUUGAAGCGAAGCUUGAGGGAGUUGAAAGUGCCAGAGCCAGAGCUGGUGACAUUCAAGCCAGGAUGCUCCAACUUGAAACUAAAAAUGACGAGUUAACUCGCCUAGUUGAGUCGAUGAAUAUUCGUGGCGGGAAGAAGCCUAGCUCGAACAGAGAGAGGAAUGACGACCUGCUCGCAAAUAUAAUUAAUGACGUACGGUUAGCUCCAUCGGUUGACAGGCCAGGGCUGGAUCAAGGGGACUACUCUAGGCAGAUUACCGCACUAUGCUUGGAAAAUAUGGACGAUUUGGCAGCUACUAUGGAUGGAUUCAAUGCCGAGCUGGACGAGUUGAGGAGUAAAACUGAUGCGAUGCAGACCGUGUUGACGAGUCGCUCUCGCAUCGAUGAGGCAAUGACCCUCGAGCCCAACCACCGUCACAUCAAAGCGUCUGUCAUGAGUGGUCGUCGGCAUCGCACUGAGUCCGGGCACAGUAACGCGGCUGGUAUGGACGCAGAUUGGAGUCCAGACGUGGACUCACCAGUCAAUACGCUCCCAGCUAAUGGUGACCUCGCCCGCAUCGACGUAGGGAGCUCUAGAAGAGAUCAACAACGGCCGUGGUUGAACCCGGGGCCCCUCGGUGGCGACUUGACCGACGUCAAGAAGGAAGUCUCGAGACUGUCUGAGCGAAUGAACGCCUACCGUCGGGAGAUGAGCGAAAUGAAGAAGAGCGCUGAACGGCUGACUGAGGAACUAGGUCAGAGUCGACGGACCAGCGCCGAGAUCGAAAGGACUCUACGCAGUGACUUGAGUGAACGAAUUGCCCUGUUCAUUGAAACACUGUUGCAGCGCUAA
Perkinsus marinus ATCC 50983 is the source of this 2301-nucleotide messenger RNA. RefSeq names its product chloride channel clc, putative. The transcript has 5 exons. The coding region runs from base 1 to 2301 and encodes 766 amino acids. Gene Ontology annotation, molecular function: voltage-gated chloride channel activity. NCBI's taxonomy places the organism in Eukaryota, Perkinsozoa, Perkinsida, Perkinsidae. Gene Ontology annotation, biological process: transmembrane transport; chloride transport. Gene Ontology annotation, cellular component: membrane; intracellular membrane-bounded organelle. The record is from RefSeq and is a predicted model, not a curated record.